Molecule: messenger RNA, 2613 nt
Organism: Nicrophorus vespilloides
Lineage: Eukaryota; Metazoa; Arthropoda; Insecta; Coleoptera; Silphidae
Exons: 4
Coding region: 315-2279 (654 amino acids)
Source: RefSeq, a predicted model, not a curated record
UUUACGAAGCAAACAGAGUGUUAAAUUCACGCGCUUUGGAGGAUAGAGAGAACUUUGGAUGCGAAUAAAAAUCGAACGAGAAGUGCUCCAAUUUCUGCCGAUUAAUUUCCAAUCGAUGCUCUCGAAUAGAAGUUUCCAUCAGGAAUUAUUGUGAAAUCUACACAGACAGAAUGAGGCGUACGCGAUGGAUGAUGAUGCCGUUAUACCGGACCGUCUGCACCUCGACGACUCGUCCCAGCCAACAGUAGUUGUUCUUCAGAUGUGUCAGUGCUUACAACAUCAUCCAAACAGUGUUCUUAAAAGUGUUCAGAGACAUGGAGGAUUUCGGUAGAGUUUGGCGUCUGGCAUUGUCGCUAACGUUGAUCGUUAGCGCGAUUGGAAUGCCGCAAAACCCAAGAUCACCAGCAAUUGGAGAAACUUUAAAGCAAUUGACCGUAAGUUUACUGGAAAGCAUCAAUGCUACUGCUCCGACCAAAUACCAAGACCCGGUGCCCACUUUCGAUACGAGAACACCACCAAAAGUGAAGCAGCAGAUGAAGAAGGAUAAACUGGAGGAGAAAUCGCAUCCGGGAAUUGCCGAACCAGUAGAUGAUGAAGAGUUGAUUCUAGAGGAGCACGAAAAGAAGAUGAAUUACUAUAAAGUCGAUAGACCCACAACUGAUAGUGGAUUAUCCACGUGGAUAUUAUUGAGUGGACAGGCGUCGUCCACUGCUAAACCUAUGAAGAGGCCUCUACCGAGGAACGUUACAAAUACCUACGUCGUUGAGGAUGAACCGGUAAUGAAUAUCAAGCCGUUGUUUAAGAGGAGGAGUACAACAAAGAAACCAACAGCAACAACGGCUGCAACUACUACAACUGCUACGACGACCACGACGACAACAACACAAAGACCAACCAAGUUAACUAAAGUCAAAGCUUCUUUAUUGGCUGGAGUCAAUAAGAAUGCCACGAAUUUCUCGAAGAAAACAACUACUGUUAAAGCGACGACGACAACAAUCACAACACCGAAGCCUACCAAAGCAACUAAAGUAACAACUGUUAGCACGACUAAGAAACCAACAACUGUAACAACAACUAAGAGACCUACAACUGAAUUUGUUAGAGUAUCAACAAUGAAUACUCCAGUUGUAAUCAACGAAACCAGAGUAUCGAGUGCAGCUUUAGCUCCGGAGGCGAAAGAAGGUGAAUUGGAUUUGACUAACAAUAAAAAGACUAGAAAACCUUCCACCACCCAUAAAAGAAAGAAGAAUAAAAAUAAGAAGAGGAGACCUACAGCAGAAGAUAAAGUUGAUGUAUCUAACUCAACGAAAGUUGCUUCAAAGAUCAAAGAAAAACCGUUCGGUACGCAAAUCUACAAUUAUUUGAGUAGAGAAGUGAUGCCGACCGUUGGGGUUGGAUUGGUUGGUUUAAUGGUCACAGCUGGUUUGGCAAGUUACUUCUUGUAUCCAUUUAGCCCGGUGAGGAGAUCUUACGAAGUGGAUCGCAAAGAUAAAGUUACUCCGUAUUAUUACAAUGAUGAAUAUUCGGGUGGAAUUGCCGAAGAAGAAGCUAUUGGUAAAGUUAUAGCUGGAAUGCCGCAAAAUGCCAAUACUAAUACCAAUUAUAAUGUGAGAGCGCAGAAUUCAAGAAAUACUUAUAAUAGGUACAGGAAUGUGGAUCAGAGGUACAUGCAAGGAUCCGUAGAGACGGUUAAACUUAAUCACAAAUCGUCUUAUGGUGGUGAUGAAGUUAUCGUUGGUAGUCCCAAAGCGUCUUACGGUCAAACCACGGAAAAUGAUGACGAGCAGAAAUUCGUAGUGGGAAGUAUACCAAAGGAGCUGCAAGGAAAUUUGGAGGAGGUCGAUCCAACGCCCGUUGUAGUUCCAGAACACGGACCGAGGAACAUCGAGGAGAAGGAGCAAGUCUUCGUUGUUCACAGUGUACCUGCAACCGAAACUGCAGCACUCAAGAUCGAGCACGGUCCACGCAGAAGGAGGCAAUCUUAUGAAGAAAACGAGAUUGAUGUAGACGGACAUAAAACUACAGAAACUACAAUAGAAACAACAACCACAACACCGAAAACCACAACUACAAAUAAACCAACAUUAACAACCACGAAGAACCCGAUCGUAGUUAAAACCGAAUCUUUUAUCCAUCUGAUCAAGGACUUAUUUUAUUUCAAGAUCCGCAUGGGCUUGGAGAUUCUUCAGAACAAAACGGAAACGCUCACCAAAUACUUUAAAUCAGCACAAACCAGAAUAGACGAUGCUUAUGUGAAGAAUCACCAACCGCACAUGUAGAUCGCACAAAACCAUUAUAAAACUUCGUAGAUAUAUUACAUAUUUGGUUUAGCUUAAAUAAAUCCAUUGCUCUCUUUUUCACACAAAUGCUCAAACUUUGGGCUCUGUAUUCGUUUAUAGUAAAAAGUAUUUGGGGGACAUUUACAACGUGAAUCUGCAAUAUAUCCGUACUUGCGAAGUAGCUUUUGGGCUCAAGUUCAUGUUUGACAAAUGGGGAGGAAAAUUAGGGUGGAUCGGAAAGUGUACACUUUGUUUAGUGCUUAAAACACCGAACGUGAACUUGGCUUAAACGAUUAUAUUUUAUAUUUUUUUUAUAUAUAUAUUUGUAUGAACC